AUGCUUCAUGUUCAGAUUCCGAGCCCCUUCUUGAACACAGUGGAAUCGAGGAUUUACGAACAUUUGAGCGAAUUGAUUGUUUUUGAUUCUUUUGAGGCCGAGCAUUUCUACAAAGAUAAAAACAGAGUCAAAGGAGGCCAGACGUCAGGAUCUCUUGGUGGUGCAGGUGGCCACAUACUAGGUUCACGAAGUUCACCGAAAGUCCACGAAGUUGGAUCCCGUGUAGGCUCUUCGAAAGUCGAUAAACAAGAUGAUCCUACAAUAAAUUCACAAAAUACGGAUACAGAAAAAGUAGCGCUUUUUGAAGGAGAGGAGUUUGAAGUAGUAGACGAGUGCAUUGAUGAUGAUGAAACAGCGUCAUUUAAGGAAUCAUCAAAAGUUACAGCGGCUAAGUCUAUCGAAGCACCCAAGAGCACUGACAAUGCACCAAUGCAAAGUACAGAAGAGUCGAAGACUAAGACUGCCGAAGAAUUGAAAUCUGCUGAUAGCUUGGAAACGAAAGAACCUUCUAAAACCUCAGAUCCACUCCAACAAAAGAAAUUAUUGACUGAAAAGCGACUUUUACUGACACAACAAAACGCCCGUCUUCGAAAGCCGAUCGACUUUACAGCUGAUAUUUCUAUGGAUCAAUUAGACGUGUCGGGAGAGUAUAUGACUGAUGAAGAAAUAAUGAAUCAUCUUGAUGAGAUAGAAAACAUCGUGCUAGAUGGAACGGAGUUUGAGCUUCAGGAUGACGUUGAUUCAACCAAUGCAGCUUCAAAUAUAUCCGAAGUAAAUGUGCAGAAGAACAAAGCAACGGAAGAUCCAUCCAAACAGCCAGAAAACAAGCAAUCAGAAGAGAUGAAGACUACGAGCAAAAAAGAAGACAAAACAGAGGAGCCAAGUGAAGUCACAGCUGAAAAAAUGGAAGAGAAACCUCAGACUGUGGAAUCCGAAUCCAAAGAUUCUGGUGUAGAUUGGUACGAGAAAAAGUUGGAAACAAAAGUUGCAACGGUAAAAGAUCGAUUGUCAAAAUUAGCCCGUGUCCUUGAAUUUUCUUAUCCGCGGUAUAAAGGGUACCUAGACCGAAAUGAAGCUAUCACUGGAACCCCCGUUUGUCGAUUGGACCAACCUCGACGAUGCCUGCUAGAAAAACCUCACAUCAAUCGGUGGAAAUUCGUGUGCAACAGAAAGCCUGUACAAGAGUCAACAGAGAAGCAAAACACUAACAAGGAGGAGACUCAUUCGGGGAACAGUGGCUCUACAAUGUGGCGGCUGACUCCAACCGGUGUAUGGGAUUCUGAUACCGAUAAUUCUUCUCAAUAUCCGCCUUUUGUAAUGAAAGCAGUCAAGGUGUUCGAAGACUUUCUUCAGACAACACAAUCCGUUGAUGAACAAGCUUCACAAACAUCCAGUGAAAUUGCCGUUGUUACUAAUGAAGAGUCAAAGUCUGAAGACACCUCUACACGUAGUGAUACCGAUGAGAAAGAAACUGUCAAGCAAGAGUGGCUAUGGCUUUUAGUUAGGUGUAAUCGUGUUGAUGAACUAAUGCUCUUUGCAACUGGAAGAAACAUUGGUCGUUCAACUAUGGAUGAGUUAAAACAGGUGUAUGAAGUUGGCCCAGGCAAAGACUGCAAGGUCAAAUCACUCUACUGCAAAUCUGUUACAAAAACUGGAGGUACAACGAAUACCACUACAACAUUUUUACUUGGGUCUGAAGCUUUAGAUGAGGUUGUUGGUGGCAUUAAAAUACAAUUGGCGCCUAAGACAAAUUUCUGGUCGAAUGCAGCAGGUGCAGAAAGUUUGGGAAAUGCUGUUGCCGACUUGCUAGCACCUACAUCUAGAACAACAGUUGUUGAAAUAGGGUGUGGAACAGGCCUCAUUGGGCUUAUGCUUGCAUCUAAAUGUCAUCAAGUUAUUGGACUUGAUUCACCGUCUGAAGUAGAAGAAGCUGAAAUGUCUAGCGAAUUAAAUGGCGUCAAAAAUGCUUCAUUUGUAAUGGGUGAACCUGCCGAAGUGAUGGCUACAAUUGCUAAAGUAUUGUCAAACUGUAAGGCUGCUGCGAUUGUAAACACCAACACUAAUAUAGGCAGAGCCAUUGAAGUAAUGACGGAUCUGCGGAAGAUUCUGUCAUUGAAGCGGCUCGUAAUGGUAACAACUUUAACAAAGCAGUCUGUUCGCUCGAUAUUGGAGUUAACACGACCGGGUAAUGGAAAUCUUGGAAAUCCUUUUAUACCCAUUCGCGCAUGUGUUGUGGACACUUUACCAGUUGGGCCGCAUUUCGAGGUUGUUAUAUUGAUGGAACGUCGGUUGAUAAACAAAUUUCCACGGAUUUGGGUAAAUCCAGCUACUUCAGCAUCGUUAUCGCAAGAAAAAUCAAUCGCGGAUAAAGGAGCAAAAACCUUGACUACCCAAGGUGCAAAUAGUCCUGCUAAAAAAGCAAAAGUUCCCUUGAAUAAGGUAGCAAAAAUAGUCGAACCUCCUGUGAAGAAAUAUGUUGACAAGGUAGAACUUUUACCGAAGAAAGCUAAGUUUACUCCAGGUUUUACCAAAAAAUCUCAAUUCAUGCCUCCGAAACAAUUGAAGGAGACUCCAUUACCACCACUCAAAAAUAAAUUCAAGCCAAAGAGAGUUCAUUCUCCAGAGAGGCCGCAUGUGCCUCCUAAAAAGUUUGCCCCUAGGUUCGAAAAAGGAAAUUUCAAACCCUGGGCUGUCGGUAGAGUUUCUCCGGAUUAUAGAGUGCACGAAGAUAGGCGAAUUAUGAAUAAGUAUGAAGAUCCCGCACGAAGAAAUUUCCCGUUCAGAAAUCGAAGCCCAAUGAUUAAGAAGGAACAAAAAUCACGGGGAUGGAGCGUAGAAAGCGUCGUGCCUCGCGGAAGUCCAGGUCGUGAGAAAAGAUUUAGGGAUCAUAAGGAUCAGUCUGACUUGCGGGAAAGAUUAUCUAGUAACCGUAUAGAGCCUGAGAUAAUGGAAAAGGUUAAAAAACAGCAACAAAUGCUCGACAUGGCUAAGCAGAAGUUGAGCGGACCGGCUUCUACUGUAGAUGUUGCUACAGCUAAGCAACUUCAGAAUAUGUUGAAUAUGGUGCUUGAACAGACAAAUAAAUUGCAGAGCCAACUACCGCGUUCUGUAUGGGACCGUAUUGCACCUCCUGAAAAUGUCCCUAGCUCAUCGAACGUGCAGGUCCAGAAUGAUCCGCUACUGAAAGGUCGUUAUGUUCAGGAAAUGGGGACUCAAGAUAUACUAAUCACAACAGCUAACAGAGAGUUUACGAAACCCGACGACUCAAUGUCUAGAGGAAAUUAUGACAGAUUCAACAAUGUUGUACCCUCGAGGAAUGCUAUAAUGGCAUCUGGUUCGCAACAGGACUCUGGUGGAAAUCGUUUCCAGAAUACGGCACCUGACAGGUAUCACGGUCGCGAUGGGAAUUUUAAACAACAGGAACAAGGAGGCCAUUGGAAACAGAUGGAGAAAAAUCGGUGGGAACCUUUCCAGCCAAUGAAAAAAAAUUCACCACCUAUUCGGAAGCAUAUUUCACCCCCCAGGCAUCAAAUAUCUGUAAUGGGAAGACCCAUAUCACCUCGACGAAUUGCGUCACCGAUCAGACGACCUCUGUCGCCACCUAGACGCCAGAUAACACCGCAAAGAAGACACAUGUCACCGAUACGACGUCAGUUGUCACCGCCGAGGCGUCAGAUGUCUUCACCACGUCGACAAAUAUCCCCGCCAAGACGUCAGAUAUCGCCCAGACUUCAAAUCUCUGAAUCAAGACGUCAGAUUUCACCAUCCAGAAGGGCUAUAUCUCCUCCUAGACGCGUGUUGUCUCCUACCAGACGCCACAUUUCACCUACAAGACGUCAGGUGUCACCGCAAAGAAGAAUGGACGACGACUGGGAUAUACCGAGCAGAGGUGCAGUUGAACAGAACACUUGGCAGAGACCCGCUGAAAGAUUGCCUGAAAAAAGAUGGCACGACGAGAGGCAGCAGCCUGUCACUUCUAAUUGGGAACAUCCUUCAGGUAAUGAUAGAUAUCGGAAAUCUUUGAAUCAGGACAAAUGGGAAUUGAAAGAUGGUGGUCACGAUGCGUCAUGGAACAGCAGUGGUGGUAAUGGUGAUACAUGGGCCAACAAACAGUCUGCAGCUGUCCCUAAUAAAGAUUUUAAAGAACAUUGGCAACCAGCCACUGAAAACAGAUGGCAAAACUCAUCGGGAGGAGUGAACGGAGACAAUUGGAAUAUUAAGGGGAAAGAAAGCUUCCCGAGACCAUUGCCAAGAGAAGAGUGUAAGCCUGUCUGGGGUGACGGAGGGAAACCUAGAUGGGGAGAUCAGAUAGGAUCUACAAAGGAUUCAUGGGGGGGUCAAGCUGAUAAAGAGGAUUGGAACGAUCUUCCAGAUGAUGCUAAGGAUCCUUGGGGAGAUGAUGGUAACAAUAUCAGCAAAGAUCGUUGGCCCAAGUACGAAAAUAAUCCAGGCCCAUCCUCUGGAUGGUCUAGGGAAAAUCAGAUAGGGGAUACGUGGGGCAAGCCUAGUGAUGCUUGGCAAAAUAAAUCUGGACCUGGUAACAAGUCCCAGUGGAAUUCAUCCCAGGGUGGUCCAGCUAUGAAUGACUCACGCUGGAUACCAAACGACAGCACUAAAAAAGCUUCAGGAACCUGGCAAGGAAAUUCGGGACUAAAUAACAGUUGGCAACCACAAAAUUAUCCGGGAUUUCAACAAUCCAGAUCUUACAAUCCUGGUUCCUUCAAAGAUCGACGUUAAUCAGUUUUAUUAUAAAUAAUAUUUCAUUUAAAAUUGUCAAUAUCAAGACAUUGAAAUAUUACACUUCAAUUUUCAGUUAUAACUUGUCGAUCUGGGUAAGCUGAUGUAUACGAAGCUUUGGAAAUUCCACAGUUUUUAUGGAUUAUAUCUAUAAUCAAUUGCUUCGUGUCAUAGGUACUACAUCGUAAAGUAUAUUAGUACCUACGAUUCUUGCGGUUAUGGCUAAUUUGAUUGAUUUACGAAAAUCAUGGGAUUAUCCAGUUGGAACACUGAACUGUUAUAAUGCACUAUUUUGUCGCGAAACCAUGUUUAACACUAUUGUUUUUCUUUCAAAUAAGUUAGCAUUAAACAGCACAUAACAAAGUAGAUUAAAAUUUAGAAAAAUGUUAUUUUAUACGUAAUGAUAAGAAUCAUAUUCAAUGGCUACUCUCAACCAGCAAUUUUUGUACAUUGACACGUGAUUGUUUGUUUGUCACAGUACCGUAGUAUAAAAUAUGAACGUACAUGAAUACCAAUGAGAGAAUAUAGUCAUUCAUCAUUGCAAGCUGUUCAGCUGUUCACCUGGUUAUAUAAAAAUUGCAUAGAACCACGGAGCGUUGUUUAAAUGUGUCCGGGAAAUUACAAUAACGCGUGUUAAAGUAAUAUAUGCAUACAUUAUCAGUAAAGAAAUGAAAAAAAAAUAUAGAAAAAGACAAUACUGAC
Messenger RNA from Neodiprion fabricii, 5439 nucleotides. RefSeq lists its product as uncharacterized. Gene Ontology annotation, molecular function: RNA methyltransferase activity. The record is from RefSeq and is a predicted model, not a curated record. The transcript has 10 exons. The coding region runs from base 1 to 4737 and encodes 1578 amino acids. Gene Ontology annotation, biological process: RNA processing. NCBI's taxonomy places the organism in Eukaryota, Metazoa, Arthropoda, Insecta, Hymenoptera, Diprionidae.